GGAGUCGUUUCCAUAAGCUCCACAUCACGAUCCUAUCUAGGAACCGUGGAAGAAACGAAAAAACAAUCUUAAUCCUACGAACAUCACGACAGAUCCACCAUUUUCAAACGGAGCAUUUUCUCCAUCAACAACCCAUAUAAAAUUCAAUCCUCCUCCAAACCCAUUCCAAUUUCUUACACCAUGACGUAACGCGCACACAGAGGAUACUAAAACCAGCGAACACGGCCUUGUCCUAACGCUAAACCCGCGCGCGUAUAAGUAGCGCCAAGCUCGAAAGCGUUGAAUCGAACCACUUGGCUUCGCAGAACUGAAAAGCAAAAAGUGUUCCCGAAAGAUGGCUCAGGAAGUGGUGGAGGGGUUCAAGUUCGACCAGAGUCACGGGAAAGAGAGAGUGAGAGUCGCGCGCGUGUGGAAGACCAAGCAGGGUCGCCACUUCGUUGUGGAGUGGCGCGUGGGGAUCACGCUCCUCUCUGAUUGCGUCAACUCCUAUCUACGCGAUGACAACUCUGACAUCGUUGCAACUGAUACCAUGAAAAACACUGUGUAUGCAAAAGCAAAGGAAUGCUCGGAAAUACUUUCUGUUGAGGACUUUGCUAUAGUACUUGCUAAGCACUUUGUAUCAUUUUACAAACAGGUUACCGGUGCUAUUGUGAAUAUUGUUGAAAAACCGUGGGAGCGUGUUGUUGUGGAUGGCCAACCUCAUGAACAUGGUUUCAAACUUGGGUCUGAGAAGCAUACAGCAGAGGCAGUAGUGCAAAAGUCUGGUGCACUACAGUUGACUUCUGGUAUUGAAGGAUUGUCAGUGUUGAAGACAACCAAGUCUGGUUUUGAGGGUUUCAUAAGAGACAAGUACACAGCACUUCCCGAUACACGUGAAAGGAUGCUAGCAACAGAAGUAACUGCACUGUGGAGGUAUUCGUAUGAAUCAUUAUAUAGCCUCCCUCAGAAGCCGCUUUACUUUACAGACAAGUAUCUGGAAGUGAAAAAAGUUCUGGCUGACACUUUUUUUGGCCCACCAAAUGGAGGAGUCUAUAGCCCAUCUGUUCAAAACACGCUCUACCUGAUGGCAAAGGCCACACUAAACAGAUUUCCUGACAUAGCUUUUGUCCAUCUAAAGAUGCCAAAUCUUCAUUUCAUACCGGUCAAUAUCUCAAACAAGGAUGGUCCUAUUGUGAAGUUUGAUGAUGAUGUGUAUUUACCAACGGACGAGCCACAUGGGUCAAUUAAAGCUAGCUUGAGCCGCCUUUGGUCGAACUCGAAGCUGUAGAAACUAUGGUGCUCAUCCCUUCUGGUGGAUUGCCAGUGCAGCCUAAGCUACCAAACAUGGCCUCAGAGAUACUGGUUUUCAUUAACGUGUCAUGUAAUUCUGGUUUUCUGUUUUCUUUAUAUUUUGUUUCGUGAACUAAUAUGCAUGAAUAACUUCCAGGAGGGAUAUUCUGCAGGUUGCACCAAUGUUAAGUUUUUCUUUUUAUGCCUAAAAUUCCUAAUAAAUUUCUAGUAUCCUUAUGGAGACUGAAAUGUGUUACUAUUA
Messenger RNA from Cajanus cajan (pigeon pea), 1531 nucleotides. Its product is annotated as uricase / urate oxidase / nodulin 35. Gene Ontology annotation, cellular component: peroxisome. The record is from RefSeq and is a predicted model, not a curated record. NCBI's taxonomy places the organism in Eukaryota, Viridiplantae, Streptophyta, Magnoliopsida, Fabales, Fabaceae. Gene Ontology annotation, biological process: purine nucleobase catabolic process; urate catabolic process. Gene Ontology annotation, molecular function: urate oxidase activity.